Oldenlandia corymbosa var. corymbosa is the source of this 1266-nucleotide messenger RNA. NCBI's taxonomy places the organism in Eukaryota, Viridiplantae, Streptophyta, Magnoliopsida, Gentianales, Rubiaceae. The record is from the annotation of a GenBank genome assembly.
AUGGUGGAUCAUUACAUUACAUAUGGUGCUCAGGACUUCACUUUUGCACCAUAUGGACCUUACUGGAAAUUCAUGAAAAAAGUGUGCAUGUCUGAGCUUCUUCACAGCAAGACAUUAGACCUCUUACGCCCCAUCAGGCGCGACGAGGUAUCGGGAUUCCUGGAUUUUUUGUCGCGUAAGGCCGAGGCUCAGGAGGCGGUUAAUCUUUCUUCGGAGCUUGUUAGGUUGACAUUCAAUGUGAUAUCUAGAAUGGCGAUCAAGAAAAGAUGUUCUUCUGAAAUUGAAAGCGACGACAAUGAUGAUCGUGUUGCUGGAGAAAUAAAGAGAUCGAUCCAAGAUAUGUUGGAUAUCAAAGGCAUGUUUAAUGUGUCUGAUUUUGUUUGGUUUUUGAAGCAUUUGGAUUUUCAGGGAUUGAGGCAAAAAAGUAGAGACGUGCGGGAGAGGUUUGAUAAUGUGAUUGAGAAGGUCAUUAAGGAGCACCAAGAGGCAAGAAUUUUGAUGAAACCGAAAGUUGGUGGAAUGAAGGAUUUGCUUGAUAUAUUGCUGGAAAUAUAUGAUGAUGAAAGCUCACAAGUGAAGCUAUCAAGAGAAAACAUCAAGGCUUUCCUCCUGAAUAUAUUUGCAGCUGGAGUUGGCCCUUCUGCAGUUACUAUAGAAUGGGCUCUAGCAGAGCUGAUUAACCAUCCUGACAUUAUGAAAAGGGCAAUGAAAGAAAUCGAUUCUGUAGUCGGAAAUGCUAGACUGGUGGAUGAAUCAGAUGUUGUGAACCUACCAUACCUUCAAGCCAUAGCAAAAGAAACACUCCGACUUCAUCCCCCAGCCACAAUCAUAAAAAGAGAGUCAAGUGAAGCGUGUGAGAUUGGAGGCUAUCAUAUACCAGCUAAAACUAGGCUAUUCAUCAAUGUUUGGGCUAUUGGAAGGGACCCUGAUCACUGGGAAGAUCCCCUGCAAUUCUGUCCAGAGAGAUUCCUACGCGACGAGUCGGGGAAUGGAAUCGAAAGCCAAACAGAUGUAAGGGGCCAACAUUUUCAUUACUUGCCAUUUGGUAGUGGAAGAAGAGGGUGCCCUGGAAGUACAUUGGGUUUACAAGUUAUGCAAACAUGCCUUGCCGCUAUGAUUCAGCGAUUUGAAUGGAAAAUCGUUGGUGAAGAAAAGGGUGAACUGGACAUGAAAGAAGGGGUUGGCAACACACUUCAUAGAGAGCAACCUUUGAUUUGUUUCCCUGUGAUUAGGCACAAUCCGUUUUCAAAAUCAACCUUAGCAUGA